Messenger RNA from Protopolystoma xenopodis, 297 nucleotides. The record is from the annotation of a GenBank genome assembly. Lineage: Eukaryota; Metazoa; Platyhelminthes; Monogenea; Polystomatidea; Polystomatidae.
AUGGGAUACCUCAUUAAGAUCGUGAUGUUACGUGCAAAAAAAGCGACUAGGGUUGCAGCCGGCUGCCCUUUUCUUUGUUUUGGUAUAUUUUUCUCUAGUUCGUCAAGUAUGGAAUAUUGCUCUGAUGAUGUCUGUCACGGCGGUACAAAUGAAAGCUUAGCACAGUUUCAUCAGGCUCGCGAGACGGUGAACCGAGGACUUCUUCGCACAAUUCAACAGUCUUCCCUACGCGGCAAUCCUCCUUCGGUUUCCCGUAAGACCACAUCAGGAAUUCCUUCCAACCAACUUUCCCCUUAA